Zingiber officinale is the source of this 1978-nucleotide messenger RNA. RefSeq names its product L-ascorbate oxidase-like. Gene Ontology annotation, cellular component: extracellular region; plasmodesma. Bases 59 to 1771 code for a protein of 570 amino acids. Gene Ontology annotation, molecular function: oxidoreductase activity; copper ion binding. The transcript has 5 exons. The record is from RefSeq and is a predicted model, not a curated record. Lineage: Eukaryota; Viridiplantae; Streptophyta; Magnoliopsida; Zingiberales; Zingiberaceae.
UCACUUUUGUUGUUUGGUUCUCCUCCUCCCCUCAAGCUUCAGCUCAACCACAGAUAACAUGGCCAACGCCCUGCUCAUCGCUUGCGUCGUCUCAGUUCUUUUGCACGCCGUCGGCGGAGCCACCGUCAGGCGCUUCAAAUGGGAGGUGGGCUACAUAUACGCAUCGCCGGACUGCGAAGAGAAGCUGGUGAUGGCGAUCAACGGGCAGUUCCCGGGCCCGACCAUCCGCGCCAAGGCCGGCGACACGAUUCAUCUCCAGCUGAAGAAUACUCUGCACACUGAAGGAGUCGUCAUCCACUGGCACGGUAUCCGACAGCAUGGAACACCUUGGGCUGAUGGGACUGCCUCCAUCUCCCAAUGCGCCAUCAAUCCUGAGGAGAGUUUUCUCUACAGAUUUAAAGUCGACAAGGCCGGCACAUAUUUCUACCAUGGGCAUUACGGGAUGCAGAGAGCUGCAGGGCUGUACGGGUCUCUCAUAGUGGACGUGUCUGAUGGGGAAGAGGAGCCGUUCCAGUACGAUGGAGAGUUCAAUCUGCUCCUCAGUGAUUGGUACCAUACAAGCAUUUAUGAUCAGAUGGUUGGACUCUCUUCCAGACCAAUGAAAUGGAUCGGAGAACCCCAAAGUCUAUUGAUCAAUGGCAGAGGGCAGACUAACUGUUCCCUGGCCGCAUCUCUUGUCCCUGGAUCCAGCGCAUGCGAGUUAACAAGCAAAGACUGUGAACCCGUGGUGCUCAAAGUUCUUCCAAACAAAACAUACAGGCUGCGGAUUGCGAGCGCCACUUCACUGGCUUCGCUGAAUCUGGCCAUCGGAAAUCACAGCAUGACAGUGGUGGAAGCAGACGGCAACUACGUGGAACCAUUCACCGUGGAUGAUAUGGACAUAUAUUCCGGUGAAAGUUACUCGGUGCUCGUCACUACAAACCAGAAAACAUCAUCAAACUACUGGAUUUCCGUCGGAGUUAGGGGAAGAAAACCAAAUACACAAUCUGCUUUGGCUAUCAUAAACUACCCCCCGAAUGCCCCAUCAAAAUUACCGGAAUCUAGUCCCCCGGCCACCCCACUAUGGAAUGACUAUGCCCGCAGCAAAUCAUUCACGUACAGGAUUCUCGCCCGGCAGGGCGCACCGAAGCCCCCUCCCAACGCUGACAAGCGAAUCGCCUUGCUCAACACCCAGAACAAAAUGGAUGGUUAUACUAAGUGGGCUAUCAACAAUGUCUCUUUAGCACUUCCUGCCACCCCUUAUUUAGGGUCCAUGAGAUAUCAUCUGAAGAAUGCAUUUGAUACUAAAAUACCGCCAGAGAGCUUCCCCUCAGAUUAUGAUGUGAUGAGACCAGCCAAAAAUCAAAAUACGACGCAAAGUACCAACGCAUAUGUUUUCCAAUUCAACAGCACGAUCGACGUAAUCCUUCAAAAUGCAAACGCCAUAGCAGAGAAUGUUAGUGAAAUACAUCCGUGGCAUUUGCACGGGCACGACUUCUGGGUGCUAGGGUAUGGGGAUGGAAGAUUCCAAGAGAAGGAUGUUUCAACAUUUAAUCUGAAGAAUCCUCCACUCAGAAACACAGUGGUGAUCUUUCCUUACGGUUGGACGGCAUUAAGGUUUAUAGCAGACAACCCUGGAGUUUGGGCAUUUCACUGCCAUAUAGAACCACACCUACAUAUGGGCAUGGGUGUAGUAUUUGCAGAAGGUGUUGAAAAUGUCAGAAAUGUCCCAACAGAAGCUAUAACUUGUGGGAUGACUGGAAAAAUGUUAAUCAACAAUCACCUCCCAUGAUAAUGGAACUAUGGAAGAACCCAUAUAGGUAAAUCAUCUAUUUCCCAUCUACUUCUGUUAGGCUGAUCGAUCAUGUUAUUUCCUGUGUGAAUGUAUUUGGAACCGCAUUACUAGUUUUGUCAAGAUAAUGAACUCAUGUAGAAUGUGUUAUUGAUACUCAAUUACCUUAAAUUAUCUACUAGGCCACUUAAAGUGGACUAAUCAUCA